This is a messenger RNA of Papaver somniferum (opium poppy), 3501 nucleotides long. Its product is annotated as phosphatidylinositol 4-phosphate 5-kinase 1-like. Gene Ontology annotation, biological process: phosphatidylinositol metabolic process. Gene Ontology annotation, molecular function: 1-phosphatidylinositol-4-phosphate 5-kinase activity; ATP binding. Lineage: Eukaryota; Viridiplantae; Streptophyta; Magnoliopsida; Ranunculales; Papaveraceae. The transcript is spliced from 8 exons. The record is from RefSeq and is a predicted model, not a curated record. The coding region runs from base 524 to 2926 and encodes 800 amino acids.
CGUCAUCACACGAUGAAACAGAGAAGAAGAAACGAACAGUUGCAGUUUCUGUUGGGACUAAUUAUGGAAAUCUAACCAAACAGUGAGGCUGAUAAAGUAACUUAAUUAAAGCUCAUCCUGUUUUGUUUUUUCUCUUGCAUCAAAACAACAACACAACAACGCUCAGACUCAGCAGCAUUAUUAUUAUUAUUGAUUGUAGAGAGACUAGAUAGAAGAGAGACCAGCAACGUUCCCAAGGCAGCCCAGCGAGUGAAGCCGGCAACACAUUAACUCGCUUUCUCUCUCUUUGGCUUCUUUAUGCUUUUGCUUUUCUUUAUUUUAUUUUUCUCUUCUCUGCUUCAAGGAAUCUCACAAACAUCGCUUCAGGAAGGAAAUUUUUUUGAAAGGAGACCAGAGUUUAUUCUUAGAGAGAAAGAGAAAAAGCCGGAAAUGCAGAUGAGUUGUGAGAUUCCGGCGAGUUCCCGGUGAGGUUAUUGUUUGGUCGGUUUUCUUAGGUUUUUUCUUGAAGAUCUGAUUUGAUAAAAUGCGAGAAUCUAUUGGUUGUAAUGAACUGAGCUAUGGUAUUAACAAUAACAAGAAGCUGAAAUCAGAGGAAGAAAGGGAGACAGAGGUAGAAGAAGGAGGAGGAGAGGAGGAAACUUCAGCUUUAUUAGUAGUUCCGCCAUCAUUUGUUGUAGUAGGAAGAAGUAGAUCUCAGACUGGUAGUGGUGUUAGAAGAGUAACUCCGACAACAGCAACCACAACAGCAGCAGCAGCAGCUAAUAGUAAUAGUGAUAAGAGUGUUGAGAAAGUUCUACCAAACGGAGAUCUCUACACAGGAAGUUUCGUAGGUAACGUACCACACGGAACGGGAAAGUAUCUGUGGAGAGACGGUUGUAUGUACGAAGGAGAUUGGAGGAAAGGGAAAGCAUCAGGGAAAGGUAAAUUUUCAUGGCCAUCUGGAGCUACAUUUGAAGGUGAAUUUAAAUCUGGUAGAAUGGAUGGAUUUGGUACUUUUAUUGGUUCUGAUGGUGAUACAUAUCGUGGAUCAUGGAGUUAUGAUAGGAAACAAGGGUAUGGUCAGAAAAGUUAUGCCAAUGGGGAUUUCUAUGAAGGUUUGUGGAAAAGGAAUUUACAAGAAGGUCAAGGUAGAUAUGUUUGGAGGAAUGGGAAUGAAUAUCAAGGGGAUUGGAAAAAUGGGGUUAUUAGUGGUAGAGGUGUUUUGGUUUGGGCUAAUCGUAAUAGAUAUGAAGGUCAAUGGGAAAAUGGGGUUCCUAAAGGCCAUGGUACUUUUACUUGGCCUGAUGGGAGUAGUUAUGUUGGUUGCUGGAAUAAUAGUUUGAAGAAUCAGUUGCUUAAUGGAACUUUUUAUCCUGGUACUGCUAAUAAUCCUAGUGGUGGUGCUGGUGAUAUAAAGGAUUUAAUCAGCUGUAAUGGUGUUGUUGACAAUCAGAGAAGGUCAUUGAGUGAAGAGAAUUUUUUGUUGACUACUAAUAGGAAGAGAUCUUCUGUUGAUGGAGGAAGAGGAAGUUUAGCUGAGAAGAAUUUUCCUAGGAUUUGUAUUUGGGAAUCAGAUGGAGAUGCUGGUGAUAUUACUUGUGAUAUUCUUGAUAAUGUGGAGGCUUCCAUGUUUUAUAGAGAUGGGACUCAUUUGGAUCACGGACUAGGAGGUGGUGCUACACAGAUUAGAAGAAGUCCUGUUUGUUUUACAGGCGAGGCUAAGAAACCUGGUCAAACCAUAGCAAAAGGACACAAGAAUUAUGAAUUGAUGCUCAACCUUCAACUGGGUAUCAGGCAUUCAGCUGGGAAGCAUGCUUCUAUUUUGCGGGAACUCAGGCCUUCAGACUUCGAUUCAAGGGAAAAAUUCUGGACAAGAUUCCCGUCUGAAGGAUCAAAAGUUACACCGCCCCAUCAAACGGCAGAGUUCAGAUGGAAGGAUUAUUGUCCCAUGGUGUUUAGACAUUUGAGGGAAUUAUUUGCGAUAGAUCGAGCUGAUUACAUGUUAGCCAUUUGUGGCAAUGAUGCCCUCCGAGAGCUAUCUUCCCCAGGGAAAAGCGGAAGCCUCUUUUACAUGACACAAGAUGACCGGUUUAUGAUAAAGACCGUGAAGAAAUCCGAAGUCAAGGUACUUCUUAGGAUGCUACAGAGUUACUACCAACAUGUUUGUCGGUAUGAGAACUCCCUGGUUACGAAGUUUUUUGGGGUGCACUGUGUGAAACCAGUUGGAGGCCAAAAGACACGUUUCAUUGUAAUGGGCAAUUUGUUCUGCUCUGAGUAUCGUAUCCACAGGCGAUUUGACUUGAAGGGUUCCUCCCAUGGUCGAACAACCGACAAGCCCGAGGGCGAGAUAGACGAGACUACCACCUUGAAGGACCUUGACCUAAAUUUCGUAUUCCGCUUGCAAAAGUCUUGGUUUGAAGAGCUUAUUAGACAAAUUGACCGCGACUGUGAGUUCUUGGAAGCUGAGAGAAUCAUGGACUACAGCCUCUUGGUGGGUCUCCAUUUCCGCGAGGACUACCCGGGGGACAAGGCAGGAAUGUCGCCUUUGUUUGCACCUUCUGGCAAAACAGAUUCAGCUGCUGUACGUGGUUGCAAUAUCUUCAGUGAUAAGGAUAUGGAUCGGGUCAUAUCUGGCAGGAAGCCAUUAAUCCGGUUGGGUGCCAACAUGCCAGCAAAGGCGGAACAGGUGCCAAGAAUCGAGUUUGAUCAGUACAGCCCAUUUACAAAUGGAAACUCCAUCGGUGCAUUCAGUGGUGAUGUGUAUGAUGUAGUCCUUUACUUUGGAGUCAUUGACAUUCUCCAAGACUACGACAUUAGCAAGAAACUAGAACAUGCCUACAAGUCAUUGCAGGCCGAUCCCACGUCUAUUUCAGCCGUAGAUCCAAAGCUCUACUCAAAGAGGUUUCGUGAUUUUGUUGGAAGGAUCUUUUUAGAAGAUAAAUCGUAAGAGAAGUAUAGUAAUACGAGAGAAAAGUUCAAACAAAAGAAUCGAUCACUGGUCGAAAAGAAUGUCCUGUCCGGAUGCAUACUUACUAAAAGCCUAACUGCAGGACAACAAGGAUUAGUACCAGGCUGUGAAAAACAACAGCUUUGGUAAUUUUCGAACGACCGGUUCGAAUUAUGAUUGGGUUGGUCCUGCCAUGGUUGAAUUUUGGUAAGCAGCCAUGAUAGAGAAGAGGUGGAGGGGUGAUGAAACAAAGUAAGAAUGUUGUAUAUGUCUUUGAGAGAGAGAGUGAGUUGGAAUCUGACUGAUUAUAUUGUUGAUUUUUUUCUUCUUUUUCUUUUUGUUGGUGGGUAACCAAGAAAUGUGAAGAUUGGGAAGAUAGAUAUAGAAAAAACAAAUAGAUGAAAAAAAUGUUUGUGGGUUGUAGUUUUUUGGAGAAAGAGAUAGUGAGAGAGAUGGGUAUUUGGAAUAAGAAAUGUACAGCAGCUUAAAAGGAUAGAUGAUGGAAUUUUAAGAUUUUUUUGGGGGGUUUUCAGAUCUUUCUCUUCUAAUCUAAAGAAUGUGGGAAUUAUCUAUAA